UCUCCAUAAAAGGGGAGGUUUGGCGUUUUACGACCAAACAGUUGAACGGCUUGUUUUGACGAAGACUGGCAGGUUUUGGCAUUGUCGUUUUUGUGUCACUUGUUAUUAUCUAGCCCAGUGUCGAUGUUUUGCGUUACAUGAGCUGUUAGUCCGCUGCUAGCUGAUGUUUUGAACCGAUUAAACUACAUUAACAUUAGCUGACAGCUAAGCUGCGCAGAAGCCGCUGAUAGCAGGUCGACAGUAGGUCACGAGUGUAACUGUAUAGCUUAGCGUCUUUCUAAUAGCCCUUCGUUUAAAUGAGACAGCGUUAAUAUCGUGUUUAUAACUUGCACGAAUGACAUUUCAAGAAACCGCAACCACCCUUCUUUGACCAGCUGCUCCUCCUCCCCUUCCUGUUUGUGUAUUUGCUCUGCUUGUUGACAGUAGUUGUUGCUUCUAUUUCUAAACAACUAUGUGAGAAGUACUUCGAAAUAUGUCAGUACCAGGCAGAUAAGAGUGAUGAAACCUGAAUAUCAGUGUCGUGCAAUGGCUGAGGAUGGAGAGGGAGAAGAGGGAGGACGCUUCGGCUCCACAGGCCGCCCGAGCCGACAGACCUACAGAAGUUCAGCCCAUUCCCGCAGCCUGCUGGAGGGCCUGCUGGCUCUCAGACAAAGUGGCAUCCUGUUUGAUGUGGUGCUGCUGGUGGAGGGUCGACCUAUUCAAGCCCACCGUAUACUUCUGGCAGCCUCCUGCGAUUACUUUAGGGGGAUGUUUGCUGGAGGCCUUCGGGAGACACAGCAAAAUGAGAUCGCAAUUCAUGGAGUAUCCUACAUGGCCAUGAAAAAAAUACUCGACUACAUCUACACGUCAGAGAUUGAGCUGGACCUGGACUGUGUGCAUGAAGUCCUGAUAGCUGCCACACUGGUUCAGAUUGAGAAUGUCAUCGGCUUCUGCUGUGAUUUCCUCUUCUCCUGGCUGGACGAGAGCAACAUUUUAGAGGUGCACCAUCUCGCUGAUCUUUACGCUCUGCAGCAGCUUAAAGCCAGGCUGCACUCCUACAUCCUAAGGAACAUCCAGACUUUGUCUCGAGCCGACGUGUACCGACAGCUCCCCCAAGAUGAAAUAUUCAAAGCACUGAGCAGUAACGAGCUUCAGGUGAACAGUGAGAAUGAGGUGUACGAGGCAGCGCUUCACUACCACUACAGUCCAGAGCAGGUGGAAACUGACCAGGUGUACUUGCAGGUCAGUCUGAAGGACAAUCUCAAGAUGCUUGAGGCUGUACGUUUCUGCCUGAUUGAGAAACAAGUAUUGCAGAGGUUGUACGGGAAACUGAGCCAGUGUCCACUGAAGGAUUGCGUCUCUGAUGCCCUGCGUUACCAUGAGCAGGAGAUCUGGCAGCCCGUCCUGCAGAGCCCUCUCACCCAGCCGAGGUCCACCUUCCACUGUAUCUUGGGCUUUGGGGGGAUGUUCACCUCAUAUACAGACAACGAGUACUUGUUUCAGGUGUUCCACCCAAGCUGGGGGGAGUGGAGGACUCUCACUGCAGCUCACUCACCACGAAUGUCCAACCAGGGCAUCGCCGUGGUUAACAACUUUGUCUAUCUUAUUGGGGGAGACAAGAACACCAGUGGGUUUCUUGCUGAAACCCGCUGCUGGAGAUACGACCCUCGUCACAACAGCUGGAAGACUAUCCAGCCUCUCCAGCAGCAGCAUGCUGACCAUUGUGUUUGCGUGGCGGGUGGCCAUAUAUAUGCCAUAGGAGGGCGAGACUACAGCAGUGAGCUGGACUGUGUGGAGCGCUACGACCCAAAAACAAACAAAUGGGAAUUCGUGUCACCCCUCAAAAGAGAGGUUUAUGCCCAUGCUGGAGCAGUGGUGGAUGGGAAAAUUUAUAUAACAUGUGGGCGCAGAGGAUUGGCGUACCUCAAAGAAACCUACUGUUUCGACCCAGCGGCCAACCACUGGACAGGGUGUGCAGAAGGGCCAGUGGGGCGGGCGUGGCACGGCAUGGCUUCUGUUAAUGGACGAGCUUAUGUCAUUGGGGGAAGCAAUGAUGACUAUGGAUACCGGCGUGAUGUCCUGAAGGUGGCAUGCUUCGACCCCGCAGCCAACUCUUGGUCUUUAUUGAGCCCUCUCCCCGAUGGACAUGGGGAACCUGGUGUGGCUGUACUUGACAGUCGCAUCUACAUACUAGGCGGGCGCUCUCACGACAAAGGCAGCAGGAUGAAAUAUGUUCACGUGUUCAACACCGACACAGAUGAGUGGGAGAACGGGACAGACUUUAAAGAGCAUGUCUCCGGUCUGGCAGCCUGCGUUGUGCUCAUGCCUCCUGCUGUGAUGGCACAGGCCAGGAGCUGGGAGCAGCGCUCCAAGGCUUCAUGGGAAGACUUGGACAUUGAUAACUCAGAGGACUUGAGUGAGGACUAAUCUGCAGAGAAUUAAGUGAAUCUAUAUAGUAUGAGCACUGGUGACUGUCAUGCACUUUUCUUAUUCAGUAUGUUGAAUCCGAAGUACUUUAAGGAUACUUUUGUGGCAGUGGUUAGGGCAGCAUUGUGUCCUUCAUGCAUGUUAACCACUUUGAGUGCCUCUGAACCAAAGUGUCAUUUAGGACCUUUGCGCACUUUUUGUUAGUUCUCAGAUAUUUUCUUAGAUAAUCACGUUACAUCCACAAAAUCUUUACCUGCCUAAAUGUUAAUGCUACUGUUUGUUGGUGAUCCCUCAUUAUUUUCUGCAGAGAGACCCUUUAUAUCUUUAAGUGAAAUUAAGCAGUGAAGACUACUGGCUAUGCAAUAACAGGGAAAUAUAGACAACUCUCAGCUGCCCAUAGUUUUUUUUUUUUUUGACGUGGUUACUACUGCAUUACUGGCAGCUAGGGUUAGGGAGAGUUUUCGCCCCAAUAGAUUAAACAGCUAAAUUGUCAAUUUCUGAGAUUAAAGACUACUGUUGACUUUUCUCCCACCUGGCAGUGACUAAUUAAUGCCAGGAAGUACAUGGGAGGCAUCAUCACAUCUGCUUUACAGAGUCAUCAUUCAAUUUUAACAUUGUGCCUCGUUUCUCUGGCUACUUCCUGAACUUAUGUGGUGUGGUGUGCUUUUUAUUAGCCUUUGGUUUUGUGCCUCUGAUAUCACAAAUUGUUUGGUAAAACUUUGUUGAACUGAUUUGUGUUCGUACCUGAAUGAUGAGGCACUGGUGCUAAAGGUUGUAGACCUCAAAUCACAAUGUGUUGCCAUGUCUGUAAGUCAAGUAGCAUCAUGUCUCCAUGUUUGUGUGAUGAUAAGCUAACCAUUAUGAUUUUUUUUUUGUCGUUGUUGUGUCCUUUCAUUUAACUGUAACUUUUUCGAACUGUGUAAGUUAGUCCAUGAUAAGAUCCAAAGAGCACAAUGAAGAGUAGUUUUAGAAUAUUUUGGUUCUGCUUUGCUCUGUACUUCUGUUUGUUUCCUCCGUUCACGGUUACGCUGUCCAGUUUAAUGACUCCUGCUUCACUAUGCAUCCUUUAUGUCUCUGUGGUUGAAACUUUUCAGGAACAAAAUCUGUUGUAGAAUUUGAAUUCUUUCCCAUAUUAUGUUGUAUGUAUGGUAUUGAUGUAUUAGGACACACUGUUAGACCAGAUAUGCAAAUUUAGUGUCCUAUUCAUAAGGUAAGUUCUCAAAUUUAAUAAAAUUGGUAAUACAUGCUUUUGUUGUGUGUGUGUGUUAGUUGCGAUCACAGAAAUCUAUCA
Molecule: messenger RNA, 3697 nt
Organism: Scomber japonicus (chub mackerel)
Lineage: Eukaryota; Metazoa; Chordata; Actinopteri; Scombriformes; Scombridae
Gene: klhl22
Product: kelch-like family member 22
Exons: 7
Coding region: 499-2406 (635 amino acids)
Biological process (GO): protein monoubiquitination; proteasome-mediated ubiquitin-dependent protein catabolic process; positive regulation of TORC1 signaling
Cellular component (GO): nucleus; Cul3-RING ubiquitin ligase complex; cytosol
Molecular function (GO): protein binding
Source: RefSeq, a predicted model, not a curated record